GGGACACGCGCCAAAUAAUUUACAUUCGUUGUGCGCGCGAGUUUGUGAGCAGUUAAAACAAUAUGGCCGUAUUAGUUAAAGUUCUACCCCUGGCGGUUCUGGUGGUGGCAGCUCUCGGCCAGUACGAGGAGUUGGGCGGAAUCGAGAGCCACGGCUUCGAGGGGUACCACGCACACAAACCAGUACUCCACCAACAGCAUCAGAGCUUGGACGGACACCAUGACGAGUACGAUUUGGACUACCAUUCGCAUCCUAAAUACUCUUUCGACUAUUCCGUAAAGGAUCCACAUACGGGAGACGACAAGGAACAUUGGGAAACCAGGGAUGGAGAUAAGGUGAAAGGCACUUACACCCUCCUGGAAACAGAUGGAACGAAACGUGUAGUGGAAUACGAAGCGGAUGACAAAAACGGCUUCAACGCCGUUGUCCACAAGAUCGGCACCCCUAAGGAGCACCAUGAACACGAGGAAUACAAAGCGCCCAUACCAGUCCAUGAAGAGUAUAAGGUACCUUUGCACAAGUACGGACCAGUGCAGUACCAUCAAGACUUCCAAGCUGACGACGGGUUUGUUCCUAUUAGCGGAGGUUUUGAACACUAGUUCUGCAACUACCUAUUAUAGAGUAUAGGAAACCGACAAACUAAAGCUAUAUUUGAGUGAACAAAUCAUAGAAUGCGGACAAAUGGAACAUAUACAGUGAAGUAAUUUAUUACAUUUUUUUAUAAGUAUUAUAAAUUAUACAAUAAUGUACCUCGGAGGUAACUUGUGUCAAGCCACAAAUGAAUAGGUUUACUAGUUUAAUCCAGUGGAACCACGAUUAAUCUAUAUUUGGUUUAAUUUUAUAUUCGAAUCUGUAAAUCCAACUUUUGUUUGUAAAAAGCAACAGUCAAGUCUCUUGCUUGUAACCUUGUUCUUGACUGUAACUGCUUGUUCAAUUGGAUAGUAGAUUAAAAAAAAUAAUUUAGUAGAGUCACAAAAAAUCUGUAAAAACAUUAAUGUUUUUAACAAAAAUAUUCCCAAAAUACAUACUCUACUUUCAUUUUAGGAAAUAAAGUCUUUUAUUUUUUGCAAGUACAAAUUUGAUGUUUAUACAAAAGAAACGACCAUUUCUGAUCCUAGCACUUGAACCUCAUAAAACUGGGUGUAAGAAUAUAAAUUUGACACAAGUUACCUCAAUAUUAAAAGUAAAUCUUCAGCCGUAUUUAUCACUCCCAUGGCUGGCUAUUGAUAAACACUUGACAUUUCUUAUUAAUUUGUUCCGUUAUAAAGUCAUAAGUAAUAAUUAAUUAUUAUUAGUUUACUUUCGCUUAGAAAUAACACUAAAUAGGUUAUAUCUUGUGGAAUCGAUCUCGCUUGUUUUUUUUUUCCUAGUUAUUAUUUUUACCUCGCAUUUUUUGGGGUAACUAGUGGGCGAUCAUUAUUAUUUUCAGUCUAUUUCACCGUAAGUACUCACUCUAGUUACGAUAUCAGAAUUUUGCAAUGCAAUAAUACAUAAAUAUUUUGCAGAUGUGACAUUUUUAUGAUGGGGCGACAUUUACGAGUCGAGUGAAACUAUAUUUCAGUAGGAUUCAAGUCACGCGAUGUAUGCUUAAUAUUUUAUAGUGGUUUUUUUUUUAUUUGAUGGAUGAAAAUGACAUGGUAACCCCGCCUGCGCUAACGGGAUACACUGACGGAGCACCAGUGAAGGUUAAUAGAUGAGAAUGAAAACAGGCCAGUUAGCCCAUCAUGAUGAUUUCAUCAAGAAUUAACCAUGAUAGUUUCCAGGGGGAACCGCGAGGAGGUCGACCUGGUCGGGUAUAUUGUUAGCAAUGGGAUCCUCAGUCUCCGUUACUAACAAUCCCUUUCCCCCCCAGUGGUUUAUAUAUUUGGCAUAUGACAUUUUGGGCAGUUUACUUGCUUAAAUUAAAAAGAAAAAUAAAAUAGAAAAAAAUAUAUAUUAAAUCAAGAUGGAAACACUUAUAAACUCGUCGAAUAAUUUAAAACAGUUUAAUUUACGAUAUUUAUAAAAAUUUAACGGCGUAUUUAAAAAAAGAAAUGACUCGUUUUACGACCCAUUUAGCAGAAACAAUUGUUUAAUAUUAAAAACUGCUCUUAACUGAAUACGGAACCGUAAAUUUUAAUUCGAGCAAACCUUUACUUAUUUCAUAUUUUUCGUAUGCAUGUAUUAAUUACAUACUCAACAACAAUACUCAACACAGCAGAGUCAUUUUCGUUUGAAAAUAUAUUUUUAUACGAUCGUUUUCAUAAAUACAUUGUCAGACUUGAAGUUUCUUUAUUCUCGAUUUAUUUAUUUUAUUUAUUUAUUUAACUCUUUAUUGCACCAGAGACAUAAAAAUAUACAAUGAUAUAUAAACAAUUCAAGUGAAAUACAGUAGCAUAAAGUACAGAUCAAAAUAUAUACAUAAAGGUACAAAAGGCGGUCUUAUCGCUAGGGCAAUCUCUUACAGACAGUCUUUGGUUAAAGGAGAACUAAUAGAUAUGUUGAUUGACAGAGAUAAAUAAUAGCCUUAUGUCCUUUUCCAACCCAUUUAGUACGUAUAUACCAAAUUUCAUAGUGACUGGUUCAGCAGUUAAGACGCUAAGAGGUAACAGACUUUCACAUUUAUAAUAUAUUUUUUUUUUUACAAUGAAAAUAAAAAUAAAGUUACUUUUUAUUGUAUCACAUGUAAAAUUUUAACUAGGUAUUAUUGAAGUUACCUUUAGCUGUAGUUUUUAUCUUUGAACGUUCUACAUUUUAGAUUCACCAUCUCAAAGGUUGACUGUAAGAGAUCUCUCUAUGGAAUAAGUCCGUGUAAGUCAAUGUAAUAUCGUCAUAGUCGUAGAAUACAGACGGAUCUGACAAAGAUUACAUACAAAGAUCCGUCAGUAUUCUACGACUAUGACGAUGUAUGUACAAUAGAGAUUUUACAAUACAAUCCAAAACUCACUAGCAUGUACGCCCCAUAUUGAUUUAGUCAUGUUGAGACGCCGAUAUUUUUUUUUUUGGGAGGGAGUAAACUUCGUCUGUCUGUCAUUAAGUACUAUAUAUACAUUUUUACUAUUUAUUGUGUGCGUAUGUAUGUAUCGCCUCAAAUGUUAAGACUGCGCUGUUGAUCAUGUUACUGCUUUGUUUAUGAGUUUAUAGUAUUAAGUGUUAUAGAAAAUACCU
This is a messenger RNA of Galleria mellonella (greater wax moth), 3147 nucleotides long. It is a transcript of the gene CPR133, whose product is annotated as cuticle protein 8-like. The record is from RefSeq and is a predicted model, not a curated record. Lineage: Eukaryota; Metazoa; Arthropoda; Insecta; Lepidoptera; Pyralidae. The coding region runs from base 63 to 599 and encodes 178 amino acids. Gene Ontology annotation, cellular component: extracellular matrix. The transcript is spliced from 4 exons.